GUUUUCCGGCGGCACAUUAGUAGAGGCAGUCGCCGUUACUAUAAACGCCGAGCGAGUAGUGUCCUUUAAGUGACUGUUCCGCUCUCUUCUGUCUCAGUUUGCUUUUCAGGUGACUUUCCUCGUUCACGGUGGAUCUCUGACGGACAGAUGGGAAAUGCCAACGGGAGGGAGGAAGGAGCCAACGGGAGUGAGGAUCCGUUGGGAAGAUCCAACGGCGAAUCUUGUGGAAACUACGGUUCGAAUUCGCAAGCCCCAGGGAGAGUGCCUUCUUCGGAUUCUAUGGCUAAUAGCCCUCCCACCAGUCCUCGGCGCUCUCGAUCCCCUCUCUUGUUCGCUCCUCAGGUCCCUGUAGCUCCCUUACACAGAGGUGAUGGUGGUUCUCCCUUUUACAACCAGGCAUGGCAGCAUGAAUCUCAUGGAGCUGUUGCUACUCCACUAGAACAAGGGAUUCCCGUCAUCAUUACAUGGAAUUAUGGGGGUAAUGAUGUGGCUGUAGAAGGGUCUUGGGACAAUUGGACAUCAAGGAAGACCCUACAGAGAUCUGGGAAAGAUCAUUCAAUUCUUUUGGUACUUCCAUCUGGCUUAUACCAUUACAAGUUCAUUGUGGAUGGGGAAUGGAAAUAUAAUCCGGAUCUUCCUUCUGUAGCUGAUGAAUCUGGCAAUGUCUGCAAUCUUCUUGAUGUUCAUUAUGAAAAGCUGGUAAGGUUGCUUAGGAGAGGUCCCAAAAGUUUAGAGCUUAAGUCUCCAUGUUUGGUGCCUCAAGUUCAAACCUUGGAUGGUGGGGGAUGGUUCUGGCAAAAGGAGGACUAUGUACCAGAGAUUCUGGAUAGUGUGGCUGAGUUUGAAGUACCAUCAUCUCCAGAAUCCACUUACAGUUGGGCACUUCCAACAGAAGAAGAUUAUGCCAAGGAGCCACACAUGGUUCCACCGCAGCUGCAUCUGACAGUCCUUGACAUGGAUAAUCAAGAUGAAGCAUCCCCUUCAAAGCCUCAGCAUAUUGUGCUUAACCACCUUUUCAUAGAGAAAGGAUGGGCAACCCAGUCCGUGGUUUCCUUGGGACUGACCCAUCGGUUUCAGUCUAAAUAUGUCACUGUUGUGCUCUAUAAGCCACUCAAAAGGUAACAGGCCUCCAUGCUUACUUUGUAAAGGAAGAAAGGGAGUGGUAUUCACAAUUCAAACUGUUUGUGUAGGUACCACUGUUUAUAUAAGCGCUUGACACUUAACACGUUCCUUGUUUGUUUUCUUUUACUCCAAAAUUUUUGUUAGUUAACCUUCAAUUAUUUUUGCUUACUGAAACAUUUUCCCUUUUUCUAACCUCAAUUAUAUAGAAAGCACAUUAUCAUAUAGUUCUGGGCAGUGUUCCCUAGCUCUUCAUAAACAUAACUUGUGGAACAAGCCUGUUUGAGGAAGGAGAAGUUGGUUGCAGAAUUGGGUCUUUCUUCCACUGUUUUAGAUCAUGAGCAUAUCAUUGAUUCAGUCCAUCGUGUACUUGGCGCUGGUAUUUGCUAACAAUAAUCAAAACUGAAUGUAUGU
This is a messenger RNA of Rubroshorea leprosula, 1533 nucleotides long. The record is from the annotation of a GenBank genome assembly. NCBI's taxonomy places the organism in Eukaryota, Viridiplantae, Streptophyta, Magnoliopsida, Malvales, Dipterocarpaceae.